UUAAUUUUAUUUUUUUUUAUUUAAAAAUACUUUUUAAGUGUUUUUAUUGACUGUUUUCAUUUUUUGUUUUUUUUUAAGUGACAGUUUUUUUGUGAUAUUUUUUUUUUAAUAUUUUUGUAGUGGUGUAUAAACUAAAAAAAUACAAAAUGGUGAACAAAGUGUAUAAAGUUAGUUCUGCGAAAGAGGAGAAGGUUGGAAGUAAACACAAUCAGAUUCUUAUGUCUAUUGUAGUAUGUAUGCCAAUCCUCGCGUACGGCACAGCCAUGGGAUGGAUUUCCCCCAACAAAGCCCUGCUAAUGGGGGACUAUUCCCCCUCUAAUUCCCCCCUGUCGGAGGAGGAUGUGUCCUGGAUGGCUUCUAUCAUGUUCAUCUUCGCGCCAAUUGCUGUGUUCGUGUAUGGAGUGGCCGCUGACAAGUUUGGUCGGAAGAAUGCGUUGCUUUUCGCUUCGGUACCUAUUUCUCUCGGCUGGGCAGUAAAGCUAAUGUGCGCUCACCCGAUAGCGCUGAUCGGCGCGCGCGCACUCAUUGGUUUCGGCUCGGGAGGAGGGUUUGUGGUCUGUCCUCUGUAUGUGAAGGAGAUCAGCGAAGACAGUAUCCGAGGCAUGACGGGGACUUUCGUUAUAUUCUCCCAGACUGCUGGAAACCUGCUAGUCUUCGUUCUAGGAGACUUGCUGCCCUUCAACACAGUACUAUGGAUCCUACUGGCGAUUCCUCUCAUACACUUCUGCAUCCUACUCCGGCUGCCGGAGACACCCUCGUACCUGAUCAAAUGUGGAAGAAAUGAGGACUCUGCCAAGGUCUUGGCGUGGCUUCGCUCCGUCCCUGUAGAUGACAAGUCAAUCUCUGAAGAAGUUGACAGACUGAUCAUUGAGCAAACCACGAGCGAACCUAAAUUCUCUCCAAAACUAUUGUUCUCCGACAAGACGGCCGUCAAAGCAUUCUGGGUGGCUCUCAUAGUAAACCUGACUCGAGAAUUCUGCGGCUGCAUCGCAGUUCUGGUCUACGCCAGUCACAUCUUCACGGAGGCAGGCAGGGACCCUGGUACCAGAAUCGCCUUGUCGCCGAACAAGCAAUCCAUUUUGCUCGCUGCUGUCCAGAUCAUUGGGUCGUUUUUGGCGUGCCAGCUCGUUGAUAGGGCGGGGAGAAAGCCUCUCCUAGCAGUGACAAGCGUAGUAGCGGGCUUCAGCAUGUGCCUACUAGGUGUUUGGUUCUAUCUACAAAGCAUAGGAGUCUUCAUGCCCGGUUGGGUGCCAAUAGUAGCGUUGUGCGUUUGCAUAUUCGCUGAUGCAUCGGGCUUGCAACCUCUGCCCUUCGUUAUAAUGACCGAGAUGUUCAAUUUCCAGCUCCGAGGAACUGUAGCGACCCUUAUAAUGGCGAUAUCUCUGGGAACCGACUUCGCUCUACUCAAGCUUUUCGCGCCACUAAACGUUUGGAUAGGCUACCAUUCCACCUUCUGGAUAUUCAGUUUCAUCUGCCUUUCAAACGUCUUCUACCUCAUCUUCUGCGUUCCUGAGACCAAAAUGAGGAGUCUAGAAGACAUUUACGCAGAUCUAGAAGGAAAGAAAAGACGAAAGAAGAAUGAAGAAGUGGUGGAAACCAAUCACGUUUAGUUUAUGUUCCUAGUAGUUUUUUGUAAUGUUGAUGUGCCAAUGUGGCGCCUAAGUUUGUAAAAAAGGAAAUAUUUUCCAUGGUAUACUACUUAAUCCCUAUAUUAAGUUAAAAUUAUCUUAUGCUUUAUAAGUUCUGAAGGAUUCAAUCAGAUUUACAGAUACCUAUUGUCCCGAAUUUAAAUGUAGGUAAGUAGGUCCGAAAUACAAAAUGUAUUGAUAUUUUACUUUAUUGAAUAUGUACAAGUUAUAGUUUGUAAAGCCAUAUGAUUAGGUGCUACGAAGGAUUAUCAGAUUAUAGAUACUGUUCCAUAUUACAAAAUAUAUCGAUAAUUAGUUUAAUGAAUAGGUACAAGCAACAAUUUGUAAUACUAUAAAAUUAAGUGCUACCUACUCAUUGAGAACUCAUUUUAAAUUUAAGAAUCUCUGUAUAACGGUCAUUUUCAUAUCAUUCCGUGUUGCCAUACUUAAAAUAAGUUU
Helicoverpa armigera (cotton bollworm) is the source of this 2087-nucleotide messenger RNA. Its product is annotated as facilitated trehalose transporter Tret1. Gene Ontology annotation, molecular function: transmembrane transporter activity. The transcript is spliced from 8 exons. Bases 147 to 1610 code for a protein of 487 amino acids. Gene Ontology annotation, cellular component: membrane. The record is from RefSeq and is a predicted model, not a curated record. Gene Ontology annotation, biological process: transmembrane transport. NCBI's taxonomy places the organism in Eukaryota, Metazoa, Arthropoda, Insecta, Lepidoptera, Noctuidae.